This is a messenger RNA of Dendroctonus ponderosae (mountain pine beetle), 6886 nucleotides long. Its product is annotated as protein argonaute-2. The record is from RefSeq and is a predicted model, not a curated record. The transcript is spliced from 15 exons. Bases 16 to 2952 code for a protein of 978 amino acids. Gene Ontology annotation, molecular function: protein binding; RNA binding. NCBI's taxonomy places the organism in Eukaryota, Metazoa, Arthropoda, Insecta, Coleoptera, Curculionidae.
AAGUAGAUUAAUGAAAUGUUAUAUGCUCCCUCUUACCCCAGCUGCUACUUAUUUAUAUCACUGAUAAUAAUCUGGAUUGCCAUUGUAUACAGAGUGUCUGCCAGUUCUGAGUUCAUUAUGUCGGCAGAGACUGAACUUUCGAUGCAAUCGGGCCUUCAGUCUGUACUGCUUCCACCAGAUUUGACAACUCUGAGCCUAAUCGGACACCGACCACCGGCUCAAGGGCCCCACUUGGGGCAUCUGCCCCCAGCCCAUCCAAUGUCCCAAACAAACGCAGGCACGUCCGGUGCCCCUAUUGGCCCCACGACCACGGCAGUCGCUCUUCCUGGAACGUCUACAGCAGCAGGCGCGGCAGCAGUUGCAGGUCCUUUAGCAACAGUUUCUCCUCCGGCCGAGCCUCCAGUGUUUCAAUGUCCCCGACGGCCCAAUUUGGGACGCGAAGGACGCCCGAUUGGCUUGAAAGCCAACCAUUUUCAAAUAUGCAUGCCACGGGGAUUCGUUCAUCAUUACGAUGUCAAUAUUCAACCCGAUAAAUGUCCCAGAAAGGUCAAUCGGGAGAUCAUUGAAACGAUGGUGAAGUCCUAUGGGAAAAUAUUCGGCACCUUAAAGCCUGUUUUCGAUGGACGGAAUAACCUGUAUACUCGGGACCCGCUGCCUAUCGGAAAUUCUAGAGAGGAGUUGGAAGUCACACUGCCAGGCGAAGGAAAAGAUCGGCUGUUUCGGGUCAGCAUUAAAUGGGUUGCUCAGGUAUCUUUGUAUGGUCUGGAAGAGGCGCUUGAAGGACGCACUCGGCAAAUUCCAUAUGAAGCUAUUUUGGCCUUGGAUGUGGUGAUGCGACACUUACCAUCAAUGAGCUAUACUCCAGUAGGCAGAAGUUUUUUUAGCAGCCCCGAAGGAUAUUACCAUCCUUUAGGAGGGGGACGAGAAGUUUGGUUCGGAUUUCAUCAAUCUGUUCGGCCCAGUCAAUGGAAAAUGAUGCUCAAUAUAGAUGUGUCAGCUACAGCAUUCUACAAAGCGCAACCUGUGAUAGAAUUUAUGUGCGAAGUCCUAGAUAUAAGAGAUAUUAACGAGCAACGUAAACCAUUGACGGACAGCCAACGGGUUAAAUUCACAAAGGAGAUCAAGGGUUUGAAGAUUGAAAUUACCCAUUGUGGGGCCAUGCGAAGAAAAUACCGAGUAUGUAACGUUACUCGGCGACCAGCCCAGAUGCAAUCGUUCCCACUGCAGCUUGAAAACGGACAGACUGUGGAAUGUACUGUUGCUAAAUACUUCUUGGAUAAAUAUAAAAUGAAACUGAGAUAUCCGCACUUACCAUGUUUACAAGUGGGGCAGGAGCACAAGCACACUUACUUACCAUUGGAGGUCUGUAAUAUUGUUGCUGGGCAAAGAUGUAUCAAGAAGUUGACCGACAUGCAGACCUCGACCAUGAUUAAAGCCACGGCCAGAUCUGCUCCAGAUAGGGAACGAGAGAUCAACAAUCUAGUACGGAGAGCAGAUUUCAACAAUGACGAAUAUGUUCAAGAAUUUGGGUUGACGAUAUCGACCAGUAUGAUGGAGGUUCGAGGGCGAAUUUUGCCACCACCGAAACUACAAUAUGGUGGGCGCGUAGCAUCCCUAAGCGGACAGGUGGGCUGGCACAGCAAGCAGCAAGCCUGUCCAAAUCAAGGUGUGUGGGAUAUGAGAGGGAAACAGUUUUUCACUGGCGUUGAAAUUAGGGUUUGGGCAAUUGCUUGUUUUGCUCCUCAGCGUACCGUGCGAGAAGAUGCACUGAGAAAUUUUACGCAACAACUACAGAAAAUUUCAAACGAUGCUGGAAUGCCGAUAAUCGGGCAACCCUGCUUCUGCAAAUAUGCCACCGGUCCUGACCAAGUCGAACCGAUGUUUAGAUAUUUGAAAACGACUUUUCAAGCUUUGCAGUUGGUGGUUGUUGUUUUGCCAGGGAAAACUCCGGUUUACGCUGAGGUUAAGCGCGUAGGAGAUACUGUGCUGGGUAUGGCAACGCAAUGUGUUCAAGCCAAGAACGUUAACAAAACAUCCCCCCAAACUCUGUCAAACUUGUGUCUUAAAAUCAAUGUGAAAUUGGGAGGAAUUAACAGCAUCCUUGUACCAUCGAUUCGCCCGAAGAUUUUCAACGAACCAGUCAUUUUCUUGGGCGCCGACGUAACUCAUCCUCCAGCGGGCGAUAACAAGAAACCUUCGAUUGCUGCUGUGGUGGGCUCCAUGGAUGCUCAUCCGUCCCGAUACGCUGCUACUGUUCGUGUACAGCAGCAUAGACAGGAGAUUAUACAGGAACUCAGCUCGAUGGUUAGGGAACUUUUAGUUAUGUUUUACAAAUCAACUGGUGGUUAUAAACCGCAUCGAAUAAUCUUGUACCGAGAUGGAGUGUCUGAAGGGCAAUUCCUGCAACUACUCCAGCAUGAACUAACUGCAAUUCGUGAGGCGUGUAUUAAGCUCGAGACCGACUACAAGCCGGGAAUAACCUUCAUUGUUGUACAAAAGCGGCAUCAUACAAGGCUGUUUUGCGCAGACAAGAAAGAGCAAAGCGGUAAAAGCGGAAAUAUACCUGCUGGCACAACUGUUGAUGUUGGUAUAACACAUCCAACCGAGUUUGACUUUUAUUUGUGUAGUCAUCAAGGCAUUCAGGGUACAUCAAGGCCGUCACAUUAUCACGUUUUAUGGGAUGAUUCCCACUUGGACUCUGAUGAAUUACAAUGUCUCACUUACCAAUUGUGCCAUACGUAUGUGCGUUGUACACGCUCAGUUUCAAUCCCCGCGCCAGCUUAUUAUGCGCAUCUUGUGGCAUUUAGGGCUCGGUAUCACUUAGUUGAAAAAGAACAUGACAGCGGAGAAGGAUCUCACCAAUCGGGUUCCUCAGAGGAUCGCACACCAGGUGCCAUGGCCAGAGCAAUCACGGUGCAUGCUGAUACUAAGAAAGUAAUGUAUUUCGCUUAGGAGUCUUCCACAGCUUAAACAAGAUUCCUAUGCAGAAUGUAGUAUGCAGCUAAGUUACAUUUUUUCCGACAUUACUGACCAAAAAAAAUUGAUCUGUUAACUCUCAGGUCUUCUAAAAGCGGAGUCAUUAAUUUUAACUUUUAUUGCCAGCGUGGGCUUGAGGGGCGAUCACCUUCAGCUUUACUAUAAACUCUUACGGUGAUCUUUCUUAAGUCAAAAAUCUUAUGAAUAUGGCACAUCUAUUGUUUUUUUCGGAGGAUCGUCCUUCUUUUGGUUUUGAUCUCGAGAAAUGACGAUUAAAAUUUCUACAAUAUUUGUGGUACAAUGUCCAAGCAUUAUCGAAUUAAUCCACCGUAUGCCGUUUGCAAUGAUAUUCCUUCAGAGAAACGCGCUUGAUUUUUUAUUGAAUCUAUGUGGGUACUCAAAUUGGAGAUAUAUUUAAAAUGAAAAUCAAUUAUGUGCCUGAAAUCGAUGUGUAUUUAUAGAUUUAGGUGACAAGGUAGGUAAGUACGCGAUAUAACACCAUUUACUCUUGAUAUAACCCCAUUUACAAUAGUAAUUGCGUUUAUAUCGCGUGUAAGAUAAGUAUUACAAUGCAAAACACAACCAAGCUAGACAAAAAUUAGAUUAGUGCAAUUAUUGAAACAGAUAUGGCAAGAAACAAAAGUAAAAUGUAUGUUUCAGUACAUUUAAGGAUUUCAAUUAUUUUCGUGAUGUUAUACAGUUUAUGAACGUUUUAAACGAUGCAAACGUUAUGAAGUAAUAAUUAAACUCGAAAUGCAAUAGGCUCUAUUGAUUAAUUAUGCUCUACUUACGUUAGUCAUUCAUAUUAGAACAUUGUUGCCUUACGUUUUAGCAUAAAUUCCCACACACAUUUUGCUCACUUUACUCCGAGUUCUAUUUUUUCAAAUCGAAAAAUACUCAAUAUGGUUCAUCUUCAAUUAGAGCCAGUUUUCUUAUUAGAAAACAUAAUGGUCCUUAGAAAAGUACUUUAUCUGUCAAUUGUGUGUGUUUGCAAAUCGUAAAUGUAAGCAUCUCAGUCAUAAGUAUUUUUAUUCCAUUUACGUGGGUCAAGUUAAAGCUUUAAAUAGAAUUACUUGUUUUAAAUGUGUCGCUUCGGUUGGUUCUUUCUAUAUUUUGGUUUCAAAUUCAACAUGCUGGAUUCCACCCAACCUUGUACUUUAUUUCAUUUUGAAAAAGUUAGUUCUAUUUUGCUAAUAUAGCAUGUAAACACCAUGUUAGCAAAAUAAUUUAACUGCAAAAAAUUUCCAAGAGUCAGACUCACUUUCCCUAAAGAUGGUAUAUAAAGUUUUUUAGUGAAUCACAUUUACAUGAUUAUCUAAAUGAUUGUGAAUGCAUUAUCGUGGGUUAUUUUUGAAUUUGGAUAUUGCACUUGGUAUAUUUUGUCUGGAAUUAAUUUGCUGUAAAUAUUUUUAAUUUUUUCCUACUUAACUUGACGUAACUGAUGUAAUAUGUUUGCUUCAUUUCUUUCUUACUUUCCCGUACGACAUUAUAAUGACGUUAUCCGAAUACAACACUAUAGUUAUAGUCGAUAUUAUAACAUUAUUAAACUGACAUCGUAUAUUUACGAAUUUAGACGAUUUCAGCUAUGUACAUUUUAAGAUAUAUUUUAGUAGCUUUUAUGCAGGUAAAAAAUAAAACAUUUAUAAUAACGAAAAUUUGUGGAACGCAUUGUCUCCUUAAAAUAAUUGCACUGUCAUGUUGAAUUUGGAACUGUAUUGAGGACAUAAUUAUGAAUGUUGUGUGUGAUCUAACUCAAAACUAUGCUGUCGCCUUGUAAUUAAUCGAAAUGUAUCUAAAACUCCAUAUAUUGUAGAAUAUGGGCUCUACUUUUAAAGUGAUUGAUGCAUAAAGGUGUUCUCAUCGCCAAUCACUUUGGUAGAGCCAAAUUAGUCUUUACUGAAACACAUUAACCGUGCAUCAGCAAUCAAAAAUUAAGUAUUUUUAAUUUCACAUCCUUGUUCUCCUAACUGAAAUUAAUUGUUUCAAUUUCUCCCAAAAUAAUCAAUUAGGCUGCUUUAUUGAUUUCAUAGUUCGCUUUAAUUUAAUGUCGUAUACAUUAAAAAAAAAUCGUAUUGAAAUCUCGACAAUAAUUUAUGGUCAAAAAUUGUAAUGCAUUCCAUGAGCACAAACAACUAUUUUGCCAAAAGGAAACUAAAAUCUAAAUAUUUAUUUUUAUUAUUUGUUACUAUGAUAAUGUUAACUAAUUUUGAUGUUGAUUUGACAAAAUCAACGUCUUGUACAUAGCAUCAUAUUUCAAAUUCUUCCUAACAGAGGAAUUAUUCUAAAACUAACUUGUCAUGUUAUUUUCAAUCAUUAUUAUUAAAAACAAGUCCAGAAAUAAUUUAUUUAUAUACAUUUUGCAAAUUUCCAACCGACAGCAAAUCAUUCUAGUUUAUAAGAAAGUAUUUUUCUUUCUGUGUAAUGUGCAGAAAUUGGUUUACUAAAAUGUGUUAUUGGUAAGUCACUAUAUUUGAAUCGCAAAUAUUGUCAUUCUUUAAACAAAGAAUGUUGACAAUAAACAAUCGUCAACAAUAUAUUUUAGAAAACUUAAAUAAAUCACCAAAAACAUGUGCAUGGUUAUACAGAGAGAAUUAAUUGGUAAAAAGGUUAUAUUAGGUUUAAGUGCGCAUAUAAUGCUGGGAGCCGUUGAUUGAGAUCGAUUAUUCUAAUUAGUAUAAUGUAGGGUAAGUUCUUCUCUUCAGUCUUGGAAAUCAUUGAUAGAUCUCGUACGAUGCCAAAGAUUUUUUAAACGGUGUAAUUUGUACUUAACUGUGACUGCAUUUCGUUGUUAAUGUUCUGUAAAUUGUAAUGGUGUUUUUCCAUUUUCAGCUUCCUAAUGUAGAACGAAAGCGUCCCAUUCCAGAAAGUAAUUGUCUUAUAGCAUCAUUAUGCUAAUUUAAUCAUUGUUCUAGUCAUUUUGUCAAGAGGAUUUUCUAUUAUUAUAAUGACAUCCUUUGUCUUGAGACAGCAGGGUAUACGAAUUUAAAUGCAACAACUCGAUUUCCAAAAAACCGGGCAAUAAAACCGAUGCUAUGGAAACGAUCUAUCAAUGAGUUCUAAAACGUAUAUCACCAAAACAUUAUAUUAAAUGUUGAUUUGUUACUCUUUUAGGUUGUAAUCCUCUAAUCUUACGUUGCCAAUAUUAGAAUUUAGUAUUUUUCAUUAAGCACUUAAUUUGUUCUCCCUACUAAAGCGUUAAUGCAAAUACUUUAAAGUAAGCCCCUAUUGCAUAUCACAUUUUUUAUAUUUUAAGUCAAGUUGCCAAUUGCUCUAUACGUGUUCUUAUACAUCCUAGGUUAAGAUGACCAAAGUGAAAAAGUAAGGGAGAUUUAACGAAAAUGUUCAAAACCAGUUUCACAACUGUAUUUCUUAGCAAAUAAUUAUUUUUUAAUAUGAAAAUAAAGUUGACCGUCUCCAAAGACAAAGUGAAACUCUCAUUUGUGAUGCAUUUAACACAGCCAACAUACUAACAUUCCUUUAAAGAGAAAUUUGAUAUAUCUCAACAAUGCACUAUUUCAUCGAUCUCUUUUUUCUUAUUUAAACAAAUACAUGUUAUUUAAACGGGGUGUAUCAUGGGGCUCUCGCGAAGAUUCUCUAAAAGGCCUUUCUUUAAUUGUUUUAAAUUAAGAGCGCAUAAUUUGUUCAUAGAUAAAAAGCUUUUAACUACCUGUCCGUAUCAAAACACGAACUUAAAAACAUUGUGAUGAUAAAAUCGAGGUCAAUUUACGAGUAAAGGUAAGAUAUGGAUCCCUAACUUUUUUGCUUUGCGUUUUACACGUUUUGCGGCCUUUCGAAUUUAGUUACGAGUGACAAAAUGCCAAGGAAUAUUUUUAUUAUUUAAUUUCUACAAUUAAGGCUUUAUGUUUAAUAAUCUGUAUUUUAUCAGCUAAUAAAUGAUUAACUUAAUUGA